CAGACCGUUUUUUUUUGCGCGGAGGUGCAGAUGUUGGCGGUCUGAAGUCACAAACGUCUGUUUGUGUGUGUGUGUGAGUAAGUGAGUGUGUGCGCGCAGAGGCAAGGAGCAGAAAGGCUGCAGAGUUCGGAAGCACUUGACGCGUUGUUAAAGCAAACAUCUCUGUUCAAAUGGCAAGCUUUGAAGAAAUCCAGGUGAAGGAGCUGAGCAAGCGCACUUCAGGUCAUGCGUUUGAGGUCAUCCUGAGCCCCUCAACCCCAGAUGCCAAGGGGGAAUUUCCACUGUCCCCUCUUAAAAAGAAGGAAACAUCCCUGGAUGAGAUCAAGAAGAAACUGGACGCUGCACAAGAAAGACGCAAGAGCCAUGAGGCUGAGGUGCUGAAGCAGUUGGCGGAGAAACGGGAGCAUGAGAAGGAAGUCAUCAUGAAGGCCAUGGAGGAGAACUGCAACUUCAGCAAGAUGGCGCAAGAGAAACUGAAUCAGAAGCUGGAGGCAAACAAGGAGAAUCGCUCUGCACGGAUGGCAGCUCUCAACGAGAAGUUCAAGGAGAAGGAAAAAAAGAUCGAGGAAGUGAGGAAGAACAAAGAGGCGAUGAAAGGAAGAGAAUGACCUGGACAACCGUCUUUACAUCUCCAAAGAAAAGCUCUAUUUUUUUAACUUACUUUUCCAUGUUAUUCUUUGUUGUAUUAGCUCUGCUUAUGCACUUAGGUUUUGUGUGAACGUGUAGAUGAGUAGAUUUCCCUUUGGCCAAAGUUCUAGAUAUAAAGUUCAUACUUGUGGCUUUGCAAUCAACUUGUUAACCGAUCAUUUGAUCGAGCUGUGCGUUUGAAUAUACUGUGCGAUACUAUGGUUCUACAAAUAAAGUGUUGUGUCCUAGAGAGUUCAAAA
Molecule: messenger RNA, 887 nt
Organism: Solea solea (common sole)
Lineage: Eukaryota; Metazoa; Chordata; Actinopteri; Pleuronectiformes; Soleidae
Gene: stmn1b
Product: stathmin 1b
Exons: 5
Coding region: 171-608 (145 amino acids)
Biological process (GO): neuron projection development; microtubule depolymerization; regulation of microtubule polymerization or depolymerization
Cellular component (GO): cytoplasm; neuron projection
Molecular function (GO): tubulin binding
Source: RefSeq, a predicted model, not a curated record